CAGACCUCUAGCCUGCACAAUUAAUACUCAAUUCAGAGAAAAAGCCAUAGCAAUUAGAAAGGGUAAAUCACCACACAGCAGAAAACUGCCACUUUCACCAAGCAGGAUGAACCAGACUGGAUAACAUUUGUAAAGGUUAAAGCUAAGUACAGCCCCCUGCUCCAGGAUAUUACCUCUUACCCUAGGGACAGAAUGCUGGCAAAGCAUUUUUUACCCCAUGGAAAGCACUUUUAAGACUGUCAAUCUUGGAAACCUUAUUCAUUGCAGCAACCUGGAUGUAAUUCAUAACUUCACUCUUUUAUCAGUCUACACUGGUUUAACGUAUGCAUAAGAACUUCUGGUUUUAGCACAGCCACAGAAGAGCCUGGACCCUGCUAAAACGUCACAAAGAAAGUAUUCUCCACAGUCAACACACGAGCAGACCUCCAUCAGCUCAGUGCAAGCCAAGGACAUUGCUCUGUGAGAAAAUGAAGACUUUGCAGGCUACUUUUUUCCUGGUUGCGUUUGUACCUUUGGUGAAGCCAGCACCUCCUAUACAGCAAGAUUCACCCACGUUUUAUGAGUACGAUACAGAUAUUGUCACGGGAAGCCUGAUCCAGCAGGAUUAUGAAAUGCUGCCCAAGGAUGCAAUAAAGGAUGGAACAAAUGAUUCUCUUGACACUGGCCUGAGACUGCAAGCAGAUGACAGCGAGCUGAGUGCCAGACCCACAAAGGAUACAAAUUUGCCUACUUGUCUGCUCUGCGUGUGUUUAAGCGGAUCAGUGUACUGUGAGGAAAUAGAUAUUGAAGCUGUACCCCCACUGCCAAAGGAAACAGCAUAUCUUUAUGCACGGUUUAAUAAAAUCAAGAGGAUAGCUGUCUCAGAUUUUGCUGACAUUACUACUUUGAGAAGAAUCGACUUUAGUGGGAAUAUGAUAGAAGAAAUAGAAGAUGGAGCCUUUUCAAAGCUUUUGUUAUUGGAAGAACUUUCUCUUGCUGAAAACCGACUUGUGAAACUGCCAGUUCUACCUCCCAAACUAACAACAUUUAACGCGAACCAAAACAGAAUCAAGAGCAGGGGAAUCAAAAACAAUGCUUUCAAGAAACUGACAAAUUUGGCCUACCUCUACUUAGGACAUAACGCACUGGAAUCUGUUCCCCUUAACCUACCAGAAAGUCUGCGCAUUCUGCACCUUCAGCACAACAAUAUUACUACAAUCACCGAUGACACUUUCUGCAAGUCCAAUAACACACGGUACAUCCGCACGCGUAUGGAUGAGAUAAGGAUGGAAGGAAAUCCAAUCCUCCUGGCAAAGCACGUCAAUGCUUUCUCCUGCUUGAGAACACUGCCUGUAGGAACAUACUACUAGCUACUACUUACAUAAUUACAUGUGUCAAAACUCAAGCAUGGUAACAAAAGAUCAUUCUUAUUACUGUUUACAUGUUUAUAUCUUCUCCCCACUACAGCAAUUUUCCCUGUGUACCCAGAACCUUUACUACGUUGAAAUGGGAUUCUCCUCUGAAAUAAUUAUUUCACAGCAGCCAUCCUAUUUAGGAGUUACAAUGCCACCCAAACUUUCAGAAUCUUUUAUUAUUCAAGAUAUAAAAUGUACACAUUCAUAUACUACCAACUUUGAAUUCAACAAUUACUCAUUACAAAAUCCUGUAAAACCCUCCAACUGUUACUUCACACACUUUACCAGUUUCCAGAAUAAUCAAUGUAUUUAACUGUGAUAAACCAAAACAUUCCUUGAGUAAGCUAAGUUUUUACUUCAGUCAAAAUGGUUUUUGGCCUUAAAUGGAAUUUUUUCAGUAAAAAUGUGAAGAAUUUUUAUCAAGCUUAGCAUACCAAGCAACAAAGUGAAUGGAACAUUUCAAGUAUGUAUCAAAUCAUCUUUUUACAUUUUUCUUUCAAAAUAAUCUAAAUGCCAUUAUAUAUUAAAAUUGAAUGUAUGCAUAUAAACACAUUCAACUGUAUAUGUUACAUAACUAUUUUUACACUUUAUAUUUUUAAUUCAAAUAUAUAAUAUAUAUAGACAUUUUGUUCAGCUGUGCUCAUAGGAGUCAUUCUUGCCACUUCCAUUUUAAUACAACAGUCAGUAUGCAGUAGGGUAUGACUCAAGCACUCAUUUUUCUUUAUUAUGACAUGACAGACUGAGCCUUUUUCCACUGCUUUCUCUUGACAGGAAACACAACAAUAAAGUUAACAACAGAUUCAGUUAAUGCUCUUACCUGUAAAUGAAUAGAUGUUCAACUAGAAGUCAGAUCGAAGAAACAAAUACCUCUGUACCCAAUACUUACACAAUAUACAGAAACAUAACAUAUCUUUAAAAUUAGAAUUCUAACUUAAUACUAUUCUGUUAACCUCAAACAAGUUAAACAAGAAUUAUUUCACUCAACUCCUUUAAACCAGAUGUUGAAAAGAGAAAGUGUGUGCAGACCUCAAAGCACAUUCAUAAUUUAUUACAGAAGACAGUAUUUCCAUUUACUUCACUACACACUUCUCCUGCCUUGUCAGCUUAUCUCCUCAAAUACCAACCACAAGCUUAAACUCUUCUAACAGACAAAUGCCCAAAAAUUGCUAAUUACCGUGACUAAGAACAUCAUACUAACCUUGUAGCUAGUGUAGAUUUCUGAUUUGUAGAAAUAGUUAAGCACAAAUACAUGUAUCACUGCCAUCAAAAAGAAUACUGAUAAGAUAUUUUGUAUUAUGUCUAUCUUAUUUAGCUACACCCCCAUUUGUUAGUGCUUGUGCUCUAGAGAAUUAUUACUACGUUUAACAUACUGAUGCUCUGCCACUAUAAGUGCUGAUAUCUAGGUGACUUUGUCAAGCACCAACUAAGUGUUUGUCUUUCUUGAUAGAGGAUGCAAUUAUGAAAUUCAAAACAAAAUAUUUUCACCCUGAACCUGUUAGUCAAGAAAUAGCAUAGCAGUCCCUAUCUUUUCCAUUUAAAUGCUU
Messenger RNA from Coturnix japonica (Japanese quail), 2938 nucleotides. It is a transcript of the gene OGN, whose product is annotated as osteoglycin. Gene Ontology annotation, molecular function: protein binding. The record is from RefSeq and is marked provisional. Gene Ontology annotation, cellular component: extracellular matrix. Gene Ontology annotation, biological process: bone development; articular cartilage development. Lineage: Eukaryota; Metazoa; Chordata; Aves; Galliformes; Phasianidae.